AUUCUAGGUAAUAUGGCUCAACGAGUCACCUAUAGGCGCCGGCUCUCGUACAACACCAAGUCAAACAAAGCCAAAAUUGUUAAGACUCCCGGAGGUCGCCUUGUUUUCCAAUAUUUGAAGAAGCGCGGAUCCGUUCCAAAAUGCAAGGACACUGGCGUCAAGCUUCAUGGUAUCACACCUGCUCGCCCACGUGAGCUUACCAGGCUGAAGAAAAACCAGAGGACGGUCUCGCGCACUUAUGGUGGUUGCCUCUCACCCAAUGCUGUCAAGGAGCGCAUCAUCCGUUCCUUCCUACUUGAAGAGCAAAAGAUUGUUUCCAAAGUGCUCAAGUCAAGAAGGGGCGCUGAAUAA
This is a messenger RNA of Cylicocyclus nassatus, 351 nucleotides long. The record is from the annotation of a GenBank genome assembly. Lineage: Eukaryota; Metazoa; Nematoda; Chromadorea; Rhabditida; Strongylidae.